AAGGUUGUUGAGAAAAACCUCAAUCUUGUUUGGAAUCAGACAUUUCAGUUGAGUGCCGAAGAUAAGGAGAAACAUAUUCCAAGCUUCAAGAAGCAGCAGCAAGAUGCAUCACGUCGAGAAGCAGCUGCUACAAAGAGAAUGCAAGAGCUCAUGCGCCAAUUUGGCACAAUAUUGCGCCAGAUUAUGCAACACAAGUGGGCAUGGCCUUUUAUGGAACCUGUAGAUGUAGAAGGUCUUAAGCUGCAUGACUACUAUGAGGUAAUUAACAAGCCCAUGGAUUUCAAUACAAUUAAAAAUCAAAUGGAGGCCAAGGAUGGUACCGGAUAUAAGAAUGUUCGGGAAAUAUGGGCUGAUGUGAGGUUGGUUUUCAAAAAUGCCAUGAAAUAUAAUGAUGAGAGAAGUGAUGUUCAUGUUAUGGCCAAAACUUUGCUGAAAAAUUUUGAGAAGUGGCUGCAACUCCUUCCUAAAGUUACUGAAGAGGAAAAAAGACGAGAAGAGGAGGAAGCAGAGGCACAGUUUAAUAUGCAGCUUGCUCAAGAGGCUGCUCAUGCCAAAAUGGCGAGAGAUUUGAGUAAUGAGCUGUAUGAGCUUGAUAAGCAUUUAGAAGAUCUCCAGAAAGUGGUUGUUCAAAAGUGCAAAAAAAUUACUACCGAAGAGAAGAGGCUCCUAGAGGAAAGAAAGAAACUGAGACAAGCGUGGUGGGACCCAGGUGGUGGGACAAGUGUGGGCAAGGAUACCGCACCUUGUGGACAAGGUGCUUCUAUGGGGGAUGGGUUGUCACAGUCCACAACCGGAUUACAUGGGCCAUGGGCCUUGGGCCAAUUUACUUUCAUUUACAACUUCCUUUACUUUAAUGCUUCCUGUUAUUUGGACUACAAUAAAGUUAGUGGGCCUUGGGCCUUAGUUUUAUUUUAUUGUAUGCCUUUAGUUGUGUUAGCCUGGGCCCAUGUAGGGAUCAUUUUCUUUAUGUAAGAGUCAAGGG
This is a messenger RNA of Juglans regia (Persian walnut), 982 nucleotides long. RefSeq names its product transcription factor GTE6-like. The record is from RefSeq and is a predicted model, not a curated record. Gene Ontology annotation, molecular function: protein binding. The transcript has a single exon. NCBI's taxonomy places the organism in Eukaryota, Viridiplantae, Streptophyta, Magnoliopsida, Fagales, Juglandaceae. Bases 139 to 972 code for a protein of 277 amino acids.